GGUCGUGGGCGCGUGCUUAGUCAUGCUUUUCAGGAAUACAGAGCAGUAAUCUUCUACACAAUUCUUCUGUGCCGCGUCCGGGUCGUCUUAUCAGUCCGUGUCUCAUUCAUUCAAUCUCCGUUGACACUUAAAAAAGAAACCAUCAUAUAACAUAACCCAUGUGCCACGUCUUCACGCGGCGCAAAAAGUCAUCAUAUCUUUCUUCAACAAUGCAGCUCAGUCUGCACUUCCCGUGCCUUCUCACACAAUAAAUUCACUUGAUAUAACUCCCCACAACGACGUAGAACGCUCUUCACGGAAAGACAGACAUCUAGUCUCUACCGUCUCGUUAUUGCGAAUAUUUGCCUUUAGUCGACGGACACUCGCCGGUGUCAUUCCAGUGCCUUGUUUGCCAAAUUUUGCAAUGUCGAGAUCAUUUUCAGAUAUCCCGGCCACUCCGCGUGUCAUAUCUCCGUCUCCAACCCCGUCGGAACUAUCUCAAAAUGGAGAGUAUUUUGGACCUAUGACCAGAUCUGCGAGAAAGAGGCUGUCAGCGCAGACGCUCCCAAUAGAUGAAGGAAUAGACGAGGGUGAAACAGACCCCGAGGACUCAGCUAUUGAGUUGGAUAGAUCCAGGACAAGGAGCCGAAGUCCUCUGAAAUCUCGAAAAGCAGCAACUUCCACAGUAAAGAAUACGAAAAAGUCUUCCAAGCCUACAGAUAAUGUCCGUCCAGAAGAAACAAAUGGUACAAAUGGAAAGGCGUCAAAUGGGCACCUGUCCCCCACCAGCGCAAGAUCAGGCUGGAGCUGGAGAGACUUUAGCAGAAGCCCUAGUCCUUUGGGACUCAUACCUAUUCACAGACAAUGGAGGUCGUUCGUACAUCGCCACGAAAUACCAAGAAAAGCGUUGCACGUUUCCAUUGGAUUCUUCACGAUUUGGCUUUAUAUAUCUGGUGUACAAACAAAUGCUAUUACACCUUACCUAAUGGGUGCCCUUAUACCCAUAGCAACCGUUGAUUAUGUCCGACAUAAUUACCCGGCUUUUAACGGUUUAUAUGUGCGGUUACUUGGGGCUUUUAUGCGGGAAACCGAGUACGAUGGAUGGAAUGGUGUCAUCUGGUAUUUACUUGGCGCGUGGAUCGUUCUUGGAUUCUUUCCGAAAGAUGUCGGUGUAAUGGGAAUACUUCUUUUGAGCUGGUGUGAUACAGCGGCGAGUACUUUUGGGCGGGCCUAUGGUAGAUAUACUCCACGGUUAAGACGUGGUAAAUCACUUGCUGGGUCUCUCGCUGCAUUCGGCGUUGGCGUGGUCACCGCAGCCGUGUUUUGGGGAUGGUUAGCACCUAGAACCGGCCCCUUUCCCGAUGAUCUGGACUGGCCCUUUAUGUUCUCGGGAGAUUUGACCCUUCCUGCGGGAAUCCGGGAUCUUAUUGGUUUGAAUGAGGCUCAAAGCGUCAUUUCUGGGGGGUUGGCUUUAGGUAUAAUGAGUGUUUGGACGGGUUUCACGGCGGCAGCUAGUGAGGUGGUAGACAUAUUUGGGUGGGAUGACAACUUGACCAUCCCGGUACUCAGUGGGAUUGGCAUGUGGGGAUUUUUGAAGAUAUUUGGUUAGGAGGAUAAAAGGCAAUAUAAUCAUAGGCACAGGAGGCGUUCCGGGUAGCUCAGCAUAGCGAGCGUUCUAGAGAUGAGAUGGGGCGAUGACGCAUCUUCUAAUGUGCAUAUAUGGAUUCACUUCACACCGAGUUUAUGUCAUGUAAGGAGGGAGUACAAAAUAGAUGUAUUAGUAGGACAAUCCGAAAAUUCUAAAUACCAAGCACAAGCA
Messenger RNA from Botrytis cinerea B05.10, 1798 nucleotides. RefSeq names its product Bcdgk1 (gene Bcdgk1). Gene Ontology annotation, biological process: phosphatidic acid biosynthetic process. Gene Ontology annotation, molecular function: ATP-dependent diacylglycerol kinase activity. The record is from RefSeq and is a predicted model, not a curated record. The transcript has a single exon. The coding region runs from base 404 to 1588 and encodes 394 amino acids. NCBI's taxonomy places the organism in Eukaryota, Fungi, Ascomycota, Leotiomycetes, Helotiales, Sclerotiniaceae. Gene Ontology annotation, cellular component: endoplasmic reticulum membrane.